Molecule: messenger RNA, 10631 nt
Organism: Cyprinodon tularosa
Lineage: Eukaryota; Metazoa; Chordata; Actinopteri; Cyprinodontiformes; Cyprinodontidae
Gene: wnk3
Product: serine/threonine-protein kinase WNK3
Exons: 25
Coding region: 579-9968 (3129 amino acids)
Biological process (GO): monoatomic ion homeostasis; intracellular signal transduction; protein phosphorylation
Cellular component (GO): cytosol; cytoplasm
Molecular function (GO): ATP binding; potassium channel inhibitor activity; protein serine/threonine kinase activity
Source: RefSeq, a predicted model, not a curated record
AGAAAUUUUUUUUUUUCCCUAUAGCUUUAAAUAAUGUUUCACACAUAAGAUGUGAUGCAUGUUUUCUCUUAGGUAAUCCGGUCGUUAAUAUAAAUCCAGUUUACAGUUAUUACGGCGAAGCUGUCAUUUUUAAAUUAAAUCACCGCAGAGCAGAUAAGGUACGACGUUACAUUUAGAUUCACUCAUCUUCAGAUGAAAAUUUUAAAAGCUAAAAAAGCUCUUCAGGUUUGGCCGGAGGUGUGAAAAAAACCUCGAACAGUGUGGGCUGCUACUAGUUCUGCUGAUCAAGCAGAUUCUAUAGGUAAACAAUAAGGACUUUGAAAAGAAAAGGUAUUCUUUGCACCUAUGCUGUCAUCCAUAUACAUAUAGCAGCAUACUAAAGGAUGAAGAGUUGUCAAGAAGUUUUCAUUCUUAAACUAACUCUAACUUGAAUCACAAAUAAAGCACCUUUUAGACCAAAAGGGGUGACGUUGACCACAGAAAGAGAGAGAGACGGGGACUGACAGAAGAGCAAGGGUUUGGAGGAGGAGGAGGCGACGAAGGAGGAGGUCUCAAAGGUUUGGUAAAGGCCAUUCUCCAUGGCUACAGACCCAGGAGAGCCCACAGGCACUGAGGACUCUUCUGAGAAAGCAGAUGGAAAAAAUGAGGAGGAAAAUAAGCAGGAGGUCAGAACAGACAAACAGAGGGAGAGGACACCUAACUCCUCUCUGGACUUCCCCUCCACCCAGACUCAAAUGGACACACAGAAAGGGGGUUACAAUAGAGGUGGAGGAAAUAAAGAAGAUGCCUUCCAGAAGUUUGAAGAGACCCCAGUGCUAGCCUCAAUGCCUUCAUUCCCCGUUGAUACUGGUCAAAAACGGAUGAAACGGGAAAAGCGCUUCUUUCGAAAGAGUGUAGAGAUCUGUGAGGCAGAUGAUGAUGAAGUCAUACCUCCCGACGCUCCCCACAGUGCCCCCCACCUGGAGCUUCACUCCACAGAUUCAGUUUUUGACAACAUCCAUCAACAAGGAGCUGCCUCUUCCUGUUUACCCUUGGGACAUGAUCCCGCUCAGGGCCACGAGCCUGGAAAAGAUGUUCCUUCAUCUGCACCAACUCUGAGUGUGAGAGAGAGGGACCGUGAGCAGGAGGAGGAGACAGAAAUGAAGGCGGUAGCCACUUCUCCUGGUGGAAGGUUUUUGAAGUUUGACAUUGAACUGGGAAGAGGAGCAUUUAAGACUGUGUACAAAGGCCUGGACACAGAGACCUGGGUGGAAGUGGCUUGGUGUGAACUGCAGGACCGUAAGCUAACCAAAGCAGAGCAGCAACGUUUCAAGGAGGAGGCAGAAAUGUUGAAGGGACUUCAACAUCCCAACAUAGUCCGCUUUUAUGAUUCCUGGGAGUCUGUGCUGCGUGGAAAGAAGUGCAUUGUACUGGUCACCGAGCUCAUGACAUCUGGAACACUCAAAACCUACCUUAAGCGCUUCAAGGUGAUGAAACCCAAAGUCCUCAGAAGUUGGUGCAGACAAAUUCUGAAAGGCCUUCACUUCCUUCACACCAGGACUCCACCGAUUGUCCACCGAGACCUCAAGUGUGACAACAUUUUCAUAACAGGCCCCACAGGAUCAGUUAAAAUAGGUGACCUGGGACUUGCUACCCUUAUGAGGACCUCAUAUGCAAAAAGUGUCAUAGGAACCCCAGAGUUCAUGGCCCCAGAGAUGUAUGAGGAGCACUAUGAUGAAUCUGUCGAUGUUUAUGCCUUUGGGAUGUGUAUGCUAGAGAUGGCUACUUCCGAAUAUCCCUACUCGGAAUGCCAAAAUGCUGCUCAGAUCUAUCGCAAAGUCACAAGUGGUAUUAAACCAGCCAGCUUUGAUAAAGUAAAUGACCCAGAAAUCAAGGAGAUUAUUGAGGGCUGCAUUCGUCAGAACAAAUGCCAGAGACUCUCAAUCAGAGACCUCCUGAAUCAUGCAUUCUUUGCAGAAGAUACAGGAGUCAGAGUGGAACUGGCAGAAGAAGACACAGGCACACAGGACUGCCUGGCUCUCCGGAUUUGGGUUGAAGACCCCAAAAAGCUGAAGGGGAAACACAAGGACAAUGAAGCCAUUGAGUUCACCUAUGACCUGGAGAAUGACAGCGCUGAGGAAGUUGCUUUAGAAAUGGUGAAGUCAGGCUUCUUCCAUGAGAGUGAUGCAAAAGUAGUGGGAAAAUCCAUCCGAGACCGAGUGAAUCUAAUCAAAAAGUCAAGAGAGCGUCGGCAGCAGCAGCUUUUUCAUCAAGGCUUUGAUGACAGGAGAGAUUCUACCAUCUCCUCUUAUGUCUUCUCUUUUCCUUCAUGCCCUUCGUCACUAAUGGUUGGAACAGCUGGACAAACAGGAGGUGCAGAAAGUGGAGCUGGAGGAGUGGUUCAGGAGUCAGAGGAGCUCCCUGAAGUUGAUCAGCAUGUCAGACAGCAACAUAUGCUUGGUGUGACAACCCUUAGCUUGCCAGAAACUGGAAGUGUUGGGUCUGCCAGCUGUGAAUCCUAUGCAAGUGGACAGAGCCAGGCACUCUCUCUACAAGGGGAACCCUACUCCCACUCUCAGAUAACUCCUCAACCUUUGAUAUCUAACUCUGGCGCAUUCACUGAAACUCCCAAACUGGGCCCUGGCGAGACUGGAGGUGUUCCAAAUCUGCCGGUAUCUCAGAGUGUUAGUUUGUCCAAUGUUUGCAUCCCCAAUAUCGAAGGGGGACCUGUUGGCCAGGUGUUUCUUCAACCUACUGCCGUUGUUCCACAGAUAUCUCAGAGUGUAGCGCAACAACACUUUCAGCAGUCACAAACAUUUCCAUCAGAUGCAUUCCAAACGGUCACUGCUCCUGUGUCCAUGGCUCCCUCACAGUCAAACAUACAUGCAGUUUCUCCACAAGCUCCCAUUAAUGUUUUUCCUUCAUCCAUGUCAGUUAGCGACCCUACUGGACUUGCAGGGACCAUUGUGCCCCACACUCUGCCAACUCAGCUACCUGUUGCUCUCAUGCAGCAGAGUGACAUUACUCCCCACUCUGCUCCUCAGCAAACACAGCAUGUUGUUAGUCCACACCAGUCCAUUACUCCACAACAAGCAGACAUGGUCCACCAGACUGCUACUCAUCAGCAGCAACCACAUCAGCUCGCACUGGCUGAACAGCAACAGACUAUUGCAACUCAGCUGUUGCCAGAAAAGCAUCAUCAUAGCCUUACAGCUGCAACAGUCCAGUCUGAGCAGCAGAUUACUCUAAAUCCCCCACUCCAGUCAACUUCUCAACAGCAAGUGAUGAUCACACAAACAAAUGUGGAGACGCAAGCUUUGUUAUUGCCACUGCCAGGGGAGCAAGCUCAGGCCUAUGAACUGCAACCGACAGGAGAAACUUGCGAGCAAACUUUCAGAAAAUCACAACAACUACAGCAACAGCUUCAGCAACAGCAAACACUAUUACAACAGCAACAGCAGUUACUUCAGCAUCAACACCUGCUACUCCUUGAAAGACACCCAAUAUAUGCGCAUAAGGUUGAUCAGCAGCAACAAAUAGCUCUGAUUCAGCAACAGGAGCACCAGACACAACUCCAACAGCAGACAGCAAUACAACACAAGCAAUUGUUGGAUCAGCAUCUUGCUCCUGGGUUUUCAACAUUUGAACAGCAAAAUCAAGGUUAUCUCCAUCAAGGACAACCUACACAGACACAAAUGCAACAACAGCCACAGAUUCCCUCACAGCAACAGCAGAAACAUCAGUUAUAUCAGCAAACAGGACAACAGCAGGAAGGAAUAUUGCAAACAGGACUAGAGGCACAAGAACGAACUGGACAACAGCAACAAAACACUAUACUGCAGCAACAAUCUCAGCAGACGCAACAGCAAAGCAUAUUCAAGCACAUGGAACAACAACAAGCAUUCAUGCAACAGCAUUUGCAAAAGCAGAUCAUCUUAAAGCAGUCCCAGCUGCAACAGGCAGCUCAGCUGCAGCAGCAAGAAUUAAAACAAGUACAACUUGAACAAAGCUUAGAGUAUCUGCAGCAAGCUCUGUUGCAGAAGAAGCUUGAAAAUCAUCUUCAGCAAGUUGCCUUAGACAGACAAAAUGCAGUCCUUCAGCAACAGGCCCAAAUGAAACAUCAAGAACAGCAAGCUCCCACCACUCAGCAUCUACAGCAAGCUGAAAAACAAGAAUCUGUGCCUAUACCUCAAAGUAGCAACACCUCGCAAAUGGAGACACAACCUGCUAAUGUGCAGGAGGUGUCUACUCCACAACUUAUAACUCUUCAGGCUGCACAACAGUCAGCCAGACAUGAAACUAUGGAGAAGCAGCAGGAGGUACAACUUAUCCAACAACAGCAGCAAGCUGUUGGUGCUGAGCCACAACAACACACCUCUAUCAAAUCUCAACUUUUAGUGGGUGUUCCUGUGAGCAUCGAGGGACUCCAACCACAAAUUCAAGUCCCAGUGACCAUCCAGACUAAACCUAUUCCUCUCCCGACAGCUUCAGUGUUCUUGGGUCAGCAAGGACAAAGUUCCUUUCACACCCCGAAUCAGAACCAAAUUCCAACCCAGUUUUUAGUCCCGUCUUUGCCCCAAGCCCCACCAGCUACAACUGCAGUCAGUGUAUCUACCCCAACAGCCAUGAUCCAGGGACAAACGCAAUUGCAGACCCAGCAAAUUCCAUUACAGGCUAGUUAUCCUGGACCUGUAACUCCCACACAGGCUGAGGUAGCUGCUCAGUCAUUAAUCCAGAAUCAGCCUCAACACACAACUAUUGUACAGCCCCAGGUUGCACAUGGUCAAGUCCCAAACAUCAAUAUUCAGAUGAUGGGCCAACAAAACCAAGCCACUAAUCAACAUUCUAAUGCAAUUGCCUCUCUCCCAAGUCCAAAACAACAAGAAACUUAUGCUCAGCAAAGUACUUCACAGCAAGGUUUCAGACAGACCCCUGUCCAACAAGAAACAAAAGGCCAACUGCUUUGUCAGGGGCAUCCCAACCCUGGAUUUAUGAGUCCACAGCACGCCUCACAACCUCUCCCCCAAGCCAUGCCAUCUUUGCAGCACAAUAUGACCCAUAUUUCACAACAUCAGGUGCUUCAGCAACCACUAGUGCAGUAUCAGCAGAUGAUUCUGUCUCCAGGCUCAACUGAGAUUGCUGUGACAACUACUGAGAGUCUUGCUCCAUCGGUUGACCCUGCUAGCCACCCUGUUUCUCAUCUUCCAGUGCAAACUGGACAAGGGGUAGUUCCAGGACAAACAGCACUAUAUCCAGUUCCUGCAGCCCAGCAGAAGUUCCUCGGAAGCUCUGUGGACUCUUUCAUCAUUCAGUCAUUAAUGCCUCAGUCUGUUGAGCAGUUACAAAAUCAUCCUCAAGUUCCUGAACCCCAAGGAAAUUCUACAACACAGCUUCAGUUAACUGCACAGCUAAUCCAAACUGCAACCCAGCAACCAUCUCCUCUAGAGCAACAUUUGACAACACUUGACAAAAGUCAGUUUCCUCCUCAGUAUCCCCCUACUUCACAUCAGACUAUACAGAUUCCUGCACAGUCAGGUUCCAGUAAUGUUUCUUUGCUUCAGUCACCCAACGCAUCCCUCCCACUUUAUAGCCACUUAGAGGCAGAGGCUCCUCCAUCUCAACAGCACCAUGCCAAACAUCUGCUGCCAGCUCACACUUAUACACAAACCUGCAUUGAGCCCCAGACAUACUAUCAAACACAGACACAGGUUCAAACACAAAGUCAUUCUCACACUCAGCCAGACCACCAGAAACCUAUGUCUGAAGAAUCUUUUUUGUGUCAUGCUAUGUGUCCUCCACAACAACUUCCCCUCAGCCCCUCGUGCCUCUCCACCACACUACCCUCUGUACCAUCCCAACAACCCGUCCCAGCUGCAGAGCUUCCCACAUCUUCAACAGUAGCUCAGGUAUCUUUACCUGGCCAGCCAUCCUUUGUUCCCACCUCUCCUCAACCUGUCUCUGCUAUACAAUCGCUUGACUCUAAUGCUCCUAAACUACCCCAAGCCUCGCUGCAAGAUUGUGAUAUUUCCCUGCCGGCCAUCGCUCAGGUACAUGAAAUGGUUGAACUUUAUAACAUAUUACCAGUAAUGAUAAUAAUAAUAUGUGAAUGUUUACCAUUAUGGCAAUUGAUCUUUUUGUGUGUGCAUAUGUGUUUUCCUUAUAUCCAUGUUUUGUCUAUGAAUACUCUGCAGGAUGGUCUAUCCCUUGCAAGUGCAGAAUGUCAUUCUUCAACAGGGUCUGUUUCAGCAAAUGGAGAAGACACUCUACAUAAUCUGGCAAAUGGAAAGACUGAGAAGUCGAAGUCUCAGAAAAAAAAUUCCUCUCAGAAGCUUGAGAAAAGUUUGCAUCAGUUUCAACUCAGCAUGCUCCAAGUGUCUAGGAAGGGAGACAAUCUGGUAGAAUGCCAGCUAGAGACACAUAGCAACAAGAUGGUGACAUUUAAAUUUGAUAUUGAAGGAGAUGCACCUGAAGACAUUGCAGAUUACAUGGUAGAGGAGGAUUUUGUCCUAGAUAUAGAGAAAGAAAAAUUUGUGGAGGAACUGGUAUUGAUUGUGAAAAAAGCCCAGGAAAUUCUUCAGUCCCAAACACAGACUGGAUCAACUAACCAGUUACAAGUGAGCACUAGCUCUGUCAUGGAGUCAGUCCCCCAGUCGUCCCCAGUGGGUCGCUGGCGGUUCUUUAUCAACCAGACCAUUCGUCACAGAGACUCCCUGUCUGGCCAGGGUGCAGUCACACCUCCGCCCACUGCUGAGGCAAAAAUUCCCCAGUCUCCUCAAAAAGAUGAAGAAACAUAUUCAUCUCAGACUCUUGAGCCAGUCACUGAAAAGGUGUCUUCCCCUCACAACUCCUUUUCAUCUGCCUCAUCUUCAGCCUUAUCUCUCUCUGCCCCUUCAGCCACUAUAGCUAAGACCACAUCCUAUGAAACCAUUGCUGCUUUAGAUGACCACAUUACCAGUUGUCUUCCAACUACAGCAACAACAACUGCUGCUAGCAUCCCAAAAUUGUCAGAUGCUCCUGCUGUUGUGUCUCCUACAGCCACCACCAUAGUUUCUAGUAACCAAACCCCUGCAGUCACCAAUGUUUUCUCCACUGUACCUCAGAAUAUAGAAGGUACAAUGGGCAAUGCAUCAAGGCCCUCAGCAGCUGAAACGUCAUCAACCUCUAUUCACUCCACUCCUCUGGCUCUUGUAACUCAACUUCCCAUUGAAGAGCAGCAGGUGUUUACACAAAUGACCUGUCUAGUCCCACAACAAUCACAGCUGCAAGCAACAGCACAGCCGCAGCACUUAGCAAGUCCAUUUGAACAACAGAUACAGCAGUUAACACCAAAACAACACAUUUCCCAGUACCAGGGCAACCAAGAUCAAACUUUGCUGCUGCAAGAACAACCACUGCAACAGGAAGCACAAGUGCAAUUACACCUUCCUGAAGAUCCUGUGUUUCUUCAGUCGGGCCAAAGAGAGGUGCUGCAAGCAUCUACACUUCAGAUUCUGCAACCAAUGCCCCAAUCCCUGCCACCUCAACAGCAGCCUUUACAAUACGCCCCUCAGUUACCUCAGGAGCCUCUGUUUCAGCAGCCUACACAGACAGUUUCUGCCCCUCAGGCUCUUAUAGUUCCCCAGCAGCAAGAGCCACAGCAUCAACAGGGGACCUUGCAACAGAUGAUACAGCAGCAGCAAAUUAUGCAACUUCACCUGCAGCAACAACAGCAUCAGCUGUUUGUGGGUGUUGCAGCUCAAGGCCAAAUGUUUCCCACUUCCAUAAGUCAACAGUUUCUCCAACAGCAGGCACAGCUAAAUGUUACAGCUGUACCACAACAUCAGAUUCCACAACCAAGCCUAGUGCCUGCUGAGCCGGUGCAGCCACAAACGGUGCUUCUACACUCUGAGCUGCAAUACGAGAGAGCUAAAACCACAGAGGAAUUGCUGUGUGCAAGUCAGAAGCAGGCCUCUUCGCAUAUAUCAGAGUCUGAGGUGUCUGCAGGAGAGACGAGUGUCACAGAUGAAACAGGCCACUUUUCUGCCCCUUUUCACCCUUCAUCUGACCCCUCUCUGCCCCCUCUCCAUCUUGCCUCCACUGAAGCCCACCUACCCAGCCUCUCCUUCACAAUGACACCAUCCCCAGGUCAACCAUCUUCUGUGGCUGAGUCAGACAGCGAAGGUCCCCCGAAAAUUGAAUUUGGCGAUAACCGUAUUAAGACUUUGGAUGAAAAGCUGAGAAACCUGCUUUAUCAGGAGUGCAACAGCGGAGCAAUGGUAGCUGGGGCUGCCUCUGUUCCAACAUCAGCUGCCUCUAUGCCUUUUUACCCACCUGCCACUUCCACAGACACCUCCCGACAAACCACCUCCUCGACCAGCUCUUCUACCACUCCCCGCUCCUCUUCUACCUCCCCUGACCCAGAAAGAGGGGAAGAGGAACAUGAAGCUUCUUCAGAAGUGGGCGACGUUGUUCUGUCAGGCCCAGUAGAGGUACAACCUGGCCCCUCUCUCCCCUCUGGUUCUGCCUCAUCCACCAAGCCCACCUCUCCCAGUCUUGCUACUGGAUCCCAGGACUCAUUUGUAAGAGGAGAACCAUCCGUACCUGCUGUACACCCACACUCCGACACCAGUGCCGUCGGAGAUGCAUCAUGGCCUUUAAAUCAGCAAGCGAUCUCCCUCGAGCAUGGACAGCAGCAGCACAAUGCAGGAGGUGGAUAUUUUGGCCUAAACCUGACAUGUCCUAGUAUCAGAAAUCCGGUUAGCAAGAAAUCCUGGACUCGAAAGUUCAAAAACUGGGCAUGCAAACUGCGCCACUCCGCCAGCUUGUUCAAGAAGCCCAGAGUCCCACAAGAGGAACUUUCAUCCAGCCAGGCACUCGAAGUUGAUAAGAAGGAGACACAGUUAGGUUCACCUAAAGAACAAUUUCAGGUUAAUCCAGUUUCCCAGACCUCGCCUCCAAAGGAUCCGUUGUCUGGUAGCAUUCAUAGAAAAGUGGGGCGUUUCUCUGUGAUGAAAACAGAAGACAAACAGACUGACAGCUCAACAGUGUCUCCUGAUUUGGGAAGAGGCAGGAGAAAACCCCAGGCAAAGGAAUGGGACAAAGAAGACGGUAAGAUGACCCCAUUAAAGAGCCACCAUUCUCGUGGUUUUGGACACAGCCACUCCCCACUUGGCAGCAGUGAUGAUGAUGAUGAAAGUGAGUUGGGGGAUGAAGGGUUAAGAAAAGAACUGCAGAGACUAAGAGAAAAGCACAUCAAAGAGGUUGUCUCCCUUCAGGCCCAGCAGAACAGAGAGCUUCAGGAGCUCUACAGACAGCUUCGUUCUCUCAAAGACCAAAGACAGAGUUUACCUGCCUCUCUUUAUGGAACUCCUCCUUUUCCUGCUGCACCACCUGUUGUCUCUCCACGCAGGCCCAGGCUGGCCAAAGCCAAGCUUCGGGCCAGGCCUCACUCUCACAUGGACAACAAUGGAGUUCCACACUCUGGGGUUCAGCAGUCAACUAGUUUAUUGGGUGGUGAACCAGAUCUCAGCCCAUCUAGAAAAAGCACAUUUACAGACCAACUGCACAAGCUCGUUGACAAUUGGACAAAGGAGACAUUUGGUCCUGCUCCGAUCAAACCUUCGCUGAAUCAAAUCAAGCAGAUUCAGCAGGUCCAAGGAGGCUGGAGCCAGUCUGCAGAGGUGAUUAGACCAGGUUGGUUUCCAGGAACCCAGCUGAACCCCCAGGCAUCCUCUCCUUACGCAGGUGGAGGGACCCUGAACACCCUGCCCUCUCCAGCUCCUACACCUUCACAAUCGCACCUGGCUCAAGUACCACAGAUGCACCAGUGUUUACACCUCCAUCAGCCUCCCCCUAUUCACCAGAUGACCUAUCAGCAGUCCCCUUUGUGCCAACAAAUUCCACAGCCUCGAUGCAAACCCCCAUACAGUCGCAGACACAACCCACCAUCCUGCUGCCCCAACCAACACCUCAAAGCCAACCGCUGCUGCCUUCCCAAACCCCCACAUUAACGGCGUCCACGACCACAUCUAUGCUGCAUGUCGACGGACCCACCGUAACUACCGACACCACAGGGACCGGGGGUUCAUUUUGCUCCUGUUCCUCACCCUCCUCCACUUGUUCCUCAUCUUGCUCAACUGCUGCCCUGCCUUCCAGUGCCAAAACUCACCCAACAGCUCCCUCCUCUUCUGUUCCUUUGGAAGAAAAAGUAAAACCAGGAGAAUUGAGAGAUAAAUAAGUACCAAUCAAUGGUAAUAACAAAUGAAGCAGAACAUAAAUCAGAUUCAUUUGGAGUGACAAUCAAGUGCAAUGUGUGUGGGGGACCUGUGAGUGAAAUAAAUGUAUGUUUUACAGCUAGGUUGUGGCUAAGAAAAUAAAUAAAUGUGAAAGAAAAAAAUAACAGAUUAAUGAAAAAGUCAGUGGCUGGAGUUACAAAUGAUUGAUCGCUGUCUUUUAUGUAUGAGUUUACAUAUGGCUCCAGCGCUUUUAAACAUUUGAGAACAUAUCACACAACGACCUCAGUUGGAUAGAGAAAAUAAACUAUUUUUACUUGCAAACAAACUGCUGGACCUGAAAGCUCUCACAGCUGGGAGAACAAGGACACAAAAUUUUAUUGUUGCAGUAUUUUUGGCUCAGUCAGCCAGCCUACAAUAAAACAACUACCACAUUUAAAA